AUGGCAUUGACAUUCACCCUCCCGAGCGACUAUGGUAACGUGGCUGCUGUCGCCCUCGGCGCAAUUCCCUUCCUAGGCUUUGUGCACGGCUUUAUCACGACAGGCCUUCGUCGACCUGCUGGCGUCGAGUACCCUAACGCCUACGCAACCCCAGAGCAAUGUGCAAAAAACCCUGCAGCCUACAAAUUCAAUUGUGCUCAACGGGCACACGCCAAUUACCUCGAAAACAUGUCCCAGACCAUGGUAUCUAUUCUUGUCGCCGGUAUUAAGCAUCCGCGUCUCGCAACGCUCCUCGGAACAACGUGGGUUGCUCUCAGAGUACUGUUCCUUGCCGGAUAUGUAUAUUCAGGGAAAGAGAAGGGCAAUGGACGCAUUAUCGGUGUACCCUUCUGGUUUGUCCAAGGCGCACUCUGGGGUAUUAGUUUUCUCGGGAUGGGAUUUCCAGGAUAUGACUUAAUUUUGAGGAAAUAG
Messenger RNA from Coccidioides posadasii C735 delta SOWgp, 471 nucleotides. RefSeq lists its product as uncharacterized. The record is from RefSeq and is a predicted model, not a curated record. Lineage: Eukaryota; Fungi; Ascomycota; Eurotiomycetes; Onygenales; Onygenaceae. Gene Ontology annotation, molecular function: glutathione peroxidase activity; glutathione transferase activity. Gene Ontology annotation, cellular component: nuclear envelope; endoplasmic reticulum; membrane.